This is a messenger RNA of Psammomys obesus (fat sand rat), 2691 nucleotides long. RefSeq names its product G protein-coupled receptor 39 (gene Gpr39). Gene Ontology annotation, biological process: G protein-coupled receptor signaling pathway. Gene Ontology annotation, cellular component: membrane. Gene Ontology annotation, molecular function: G protein-coupled receptor activity. Lineage: Eukaryota; Metazoa; Chordata; Mammalia; Rodentia; Muridae. Bases 370 to 1740 code for a protein of 456 amino acids. The record is from RefSeq and is a predicted model, not a curated record. The transcript is spliced from 2 exons.
CCCUCCUGGAAGGCAGCCGGGAAGGCCAGUGCCAGGGACCUGGAAGGGAGAGGAUCCACAGCCAAGGAGAAUACUGCGGGUCUCAUUCAGAGUUGCGUGGAAGGUCUGAGCCUCCUUCCCCUGAAUGGUCCCUCCUCACCCCCAGCCGCAACUCUCUCCAAAUCCCACCGCCACCCACUGCCGCCGCCAGGGUGAAUAAUUCCAGGAAGUUUCAAUGGCAGAGCCGAAAAACUAAGUCACCCUUAGGCAGCCAACCCCGGUGACAGAAAGUGGUGCGCCCAGGCUGGUGAGUUGUGGGGCUUCCUCUGGAGGCGGAAGAAAGAGAAGUGGAGACAUUUGCGGACCUGGUGGUCGGGAUCUCUCGUCCUCAUGGCUUCAUCCAGUAGCUCCAGCAAGGUCUGCUCCCAUGUCAUCGAUCACAGCCAGGUCCCUGAAUUUGAGGUGGCCACUUGGAUCAAAAUCACCCUCAUCUUGGUGUACCUGGUCAUCUUCGUGGUGGGCAUCUUGGGCAACAGCGUCACCAUCCGGGUUACGCAGGUAUUGCAGAAAAAGGGCUAUUUGCAGAAGGAGGUGACAGAUCACAUGGUCAGUUUGGCCUGUUCAGAUAUCUUGGUCUUUUUGAUUGGUAUGCCCAUGGAAUUCUACAGCAUCAUUUGGAACCCCCUGACCACGCCCAGCUACACGCUGUCCUGCAAGCUCCACACGUUCCUCUUUGAGACGUGUAGCUACGCCACGCUGCUGCACGUGCUGACCCUCAGCUUUGAGCGCUACAUUGCCAUUUGCCAUCCCUUCAGGUACAAGGCCGUGUCUGGACCUUGUCAGGUGAAACUGCUGAUCGGCUUUGUGUGGGUCACCUCCGCCCUGGUGGCGCUGCCCUUGCUCUUUGCCAUGGGUAUCGAGUACCCUCUGGUGACUGUGCCCACCCACAAAGGACUCAGCUGCAACCUCUCUCGCACCCGCCACCAUGAGCAACCUGAGAGCUCCAAUAUGUCCAUCUGCACAAACCUCUCCAGCCGCUGGGUUGUCUUCCAGUCCAGCAUCUUUGGAGCCUUCGCCGUUUACCUGGUGGUCCUGGUGUCUGUGGCUUUCAUGUGUUGGAAUAUGAUGAAAGUGCUAAUGAGGAGCAAGAAGUGCUCUCUGCCAGGCACGGGGCCACAGCUGCAGCUGAGGAAGUCAGAGAGUGAGGAGAGCCGGACAGCUAGGAAACAGACCAUCAUAUUCCUGAGACUGAUUGUGGUGACCCUGGCCAUGUGUUGGAUGCCAAAUCAGAUUCGACGGAUCAUGGCUGCAGCAAAACCCAAACAUGACUGGACCAAGUCGUACUUCAAGGCAUACAUGAUCCUUCUCCCCUUCUCGGACACCUUCUUCUACCUCAGCUCUGUGGUCAACCCUCUCCUGUACAACGUGUCCUCUCAGCAGUUCCGGAGAGUGUUCUGGCAGGUGCUGCGCUGCCGGCUGACUCUGCAGCAUGCCAACCAGGAGAAAUGCCAGCGGGCCCACUUCAGUUCCGCAAAGGACAGCACCCGCUCCGCCCGCAGCCCCCUCAUUUUCCUAGCCUCCCGGUGCAGUAACGCUUCCUCCAGGACAACUAGCAAGGUUUUCUUAAGCACUUUUCAGGCUGAGGCCAAGCCCAGAGAGGCUAAGCCCCAGCCCUUGAGUUCUGAGUCACCACCAACUGAGUCACAGGUCAAACCAGCUGAUGCCACCACAGAAAAUGGUUUACAGGAGCAGGACGUGUGAAAGUCAGGUUCAGAAGCCUUGAGCAAAAACUGGCUCUUCCCCACCACAAAAGUAAAGUCACCUUCACACACCAGUUCCUGAAUAGACCAUGACUCCUUCAGGGCAGAAUGGAAGCUUGAGGCUUUGGGAAGUGCAGUUGCAUAUCUCCGUGACUUCUAAAGGUUGGUUCUUCCAAGUUGGCCUUGGCGGUGGUUACACUGAUUGUGAUAGGAAGGUCUGGACUUUCUGCUCCAUGCUCCUUUUUCAGCUACACACAGAAAUUCAGAGUGAAUUGGUUCAGAGCUUACAAAAGUAUUUGACUAUGACAAUCUUCUUGCAUUACUUGAAAGAGAACAAAAAGCCUCCCUUGUCUAACCAGAAUAAAAGGACAGCCAGAAGAGAGCAGGGAGGUGAGAGAGGGAGGCCAGACAGACGAUGAAGCAGGGUGGCAUCUCCUUUAGCUUCAGCAGUGUGCCAGGCAGAGGGCUACAUUGAAGAGCAGGGCAGUGGUGAGGAGCCCUGGCCUGAUGGCCGAGGCAGAGCUUCCUCUUUUCUUGGGCCUCGGCCCGUUGCAGAGAGGGGUGUUGCAGCAGCUGAUGCACACAGAGUUCAGUUUCCCGGGGGAACAGAAGGACUGGUACCCAGCUGAGGCAAUGAGACAGGCUGCUGACGAUGCACAUGACUUCCGGUACAUGAUCCCUGCAACACAGGCCCAGGGAAGUGGGGUUAGCAUGUGCCAUCUGCAGCCCAGCCAUCUCUCUGUGUCCAAAUCUGAGUGCAUAGCUCUCCUUUUAACGCCUCCCUCAGAAAGGGUUUUUGUCCCCUGAGCUGGGAGAUGGCUCAGGGGGUAAGAACUCUCAGACUACUGGAACCUUAGAUUUCUUUUGGGUGAUGGCAUGGAGGUCAUGGUGAAUGUUGUUCCAACAGUGAUUUCAGUUGUUGAUAUCCACAAAUAAAGAGCUAUUAAAAUCA